Molecule: messenger RNA, 1875 nt
Organism: Odobenus rosmarus divergens (Pacific walrus)
Lineage: Eukaryota; Metazoa; Chordata; Mammalia; Carnivora; Odobenidae
Gene: DGLUCY
Product: chromosome unknown open reading frame, human C14orf159
Biological process (GO): glutamate metabolic process
Molecular function (GO): D-glutamate cyclase activity
Source: RefSeq, a predicted model, not a curated record
AUGGGUGACAAGGAGCUUGCGGGGCGGGCUCUGGGUCCCAAACAGCUGGUGCCAGACCCAGGGCUCCGACCGGCUAGCGUGAUGGUCCUGCACCAGUCCCUGGCUCCAGCCUUUGAAAAGUUCUGCCAAGCCAACAGUGGCCCUCUGCCCCUGCUGGGCCUCCGUGAGCCAGGCACAUGGCCCUCGCCUGCCCCGAACGGUGUCCCGGACCCCAGGACGGGCUGUCCCCAGUUCCAGAAGUACAAGUUCAGUGCCUGCGCGGGCAGCCUGACCUCGCUGGAGGACUACCCGGAGCCCCUGGAGGACAUGGUGGCCUUCUUCGUGGACUGCGGCUUCUCGGAAGCAGCUCUGGAGAAGGUGGGGCUCCCCAGAGGAUACUUGGCCCGCCACGGUCUCGUGGGGGCCUACAAGACAACAGUGCCUUGUGUCGCCAUGGCUGGCUUUUGCUGCCCCCUGGUGGUCACAAUGAGGCCCAUCCCCGAGGACAAGCUGGAAAGGCUGGUGCAGGCCAGUUGCUCCAUGGAGAGACAACCCAUUCAUAUCGGUGACCCAGAAUGGUUGGGAAUCAAAGAUCUUUCCAAACCUGACUAUGGGAAUCCUGUGGUGUGUCAGCCAGGGGACGUCCCAUGGACUUCUCAGAUGAUCGAGACUGGUCAGCAGCUCGAAGUACUCGAAGCCGUCAGCAGCUGCAAGACCCCACUGGCUUUCACCAGUGCACCGGGUUGCACAGUCAUGACCAACCUGAAGGAUACAGAGGCUGCAGCCCGUUGUCUUACCCCUGAGGGAAUUCCAGAGGUCCAUUGCAUUUCCCAUCCUUUGCACGACAGCAUGGCAUUGGCUUCAGCUGUUCAGAAGAUUAGAGAGCUAGAGACUAUGAUUGCCAUAGACCCAGGCCAACAGGGGAUCGGACACCUGCUCUGCAGAGAUGAGCUGCUGCAAGUCUCCCUGUCACUGUCGCAUGCCUGCUCAGUGCUCAUCACCACCGGCUUCUCCACACACUUCAACCACCAGCCCCCGGAAGAGACGGACGGCCCUCCAGGAGCCACGGCCCUGGCCGCCUUCCUGCAGGCCUUGGGGAAGGGGGUCUCCAUGAUCGUUGACCGGAGAGCCUUGAGUUUGUUCGAGAGGCUUGUGGAAGAAGCUAUUGAGCAAGGUGUUCUGAAGACACCGAUCCCCUUAUUAACUUUCCAAGGUGAAUCAGCAGGAGCCGCUCAGGCAUUUCUCUGCAAAGAUGCGGACCCCAAGUCACCGAGAUUCGACCAUCUGGUGGCAAUAGAACGGGCAGGAAGGGCUUCCUAUGGCAAUUACUAUAACACGAGGAAGAUGAACAUCAAGCACUUGGCUGACCCCAUUGACGACCCUUUCCUUGCAACACAGAAGAUUCCUGGAAUCUCAUCAACUGUAAUUGGUGACGGGGGCAAUGAGCUUGGGAUGGGCAAAGUCAAGGAGGCUGUGAAGAGACACAUACGCAAUGGGAAUGUGAUCGCCUGUGACGUGGAGGCUGACUUUGCUGUCAUCACUGGUGUUUCUAACUGGGGAGGCUAUGCCUUGGCCUGUGCACUGUACAUCCUAAACUCAUGUGAGGUCCACCAAUGUUACCUAAGGAAGGAAGUUGGGCCCUCCAGAGUGCCCGGGGAACAGAACUGGACUCAGGCCCUUCCAUCCGUUGCCAAGGAAGAAAAGUUGUUGGGCAUCCUGGCGCGGCACAAAGUUCGGAGUGGAGUCUCGGGCGUCGUGGGCAUGGAGGUGGACAGGCUGCCCUUCCACGGCACCCACGCCCAGAUGAUCCGGAAGCUGGUGGAUGUCGCCACGCUCCUCACAGCUCACCGAGUCCCUCCCGGCCCCAAGCUUCAUGGGCCGGGGAUCCUCCAGUGA